Messenger RNA from Penicillium riverlandense, 1155 nucleotides. RefSeq lists its product as uncharacterized. Lineage: Eukaryota; Fungi; Ascomycota; Eurotiomycetes; Eurotiales; Aspergillaceae. The transcript has a single exon. Bases 1 to 1155 code for a protein of 384 amino acids. Gene Ontology annotation, biological process: phosphatidylethanolamine biosynthetic process; phosphatidylcholine biosynthetic process. Gene Ontology annotation, cellular component: cytoplasm. The record is from RefSeq and is a predicted model, not a curated record. Gene Ontology annotation, molecular function: ethanolamine kinase activity; choline kinase activity.
AUGGCGACCUUGACGCCCGUUCCUGUGACUCUCCGCGAAGACAAAGUCCCAACCAAACAGGAUGUCAGAGACAUCAUCGGCACAUUCCUAACGGAAGAAUGGCCUACUGUGGAUCCCGAGACCCUAACCAUGUCAUACCAUGCAUCGUUUGCCAACGCUCACUGUCCCGUUGAGCGACCGAAGCCGAAGCCAGAUACAGGCACAGACUCACCGAUGGAGCCAUUAAAGGUGUUUAUCAAGUUUCAUAGUGGUAAUGCCACCGGGGGCAUCCUCGACGUCUUCAAGAAUCUGGCACCAAGCAAGCAGGAGGAAGCACUUCUCUGUUACGAGUACGGUCGGUCCGGACUAGGAGCCAACGUCUAUGGAUUCUUCAAGACGCGGGAUGGCACGCUCGGGAGAAUCGAUGAGUUCCUAGAGGCACGGAACAUGGAGCCGGAGGAUGUUGAGAAGUCGGUUAUCCGAGCGGAUGUUGCUAAAGGGCUGGCCAUGUUCCAUGUCUUGAAGCCGGCGCUGGAGAAAAAGCCUGUCGAGCUAUACUAUGAAGCUAUCAUCGAUGGACUCGAGAAGUACUACAUGAUGGACAAAUUAAAGGCACUUGGUAAAGAAGGAGGCGUUAGUGUGGACGGGCUAGUGGACUACGACUUUGGAACAAGGGUGAGGAAAGUGGUGGAUAAGCUGGAGUCCAUAGGAGGAAAGGCAGCAUGGUGUAUCCAUGAUAUCCAGUUCGGGAACGUCAUGGUGAAGAAUAAUCCCAAGGACGGAGAGAGCAGCGUUGCGCUGAUUGACUUUGAGUUUGUGAUGCAGAACUACCGAGCAUUUGACAUUGGCGGCCACUUCAUGCAGAAGAUGUUCAAAUGGUUUGAUGACGAGAGCAAGAUUGCAAGGUGCAGGAGGUAUACCGAGGAGGAGAAGAGACACUUCUGUGAGGUGUAUACCAGACAGUGGAACACACUGACCGGGGAUUCGGAUACUGGGGACCAGGUGUUUCUAGAAUCCGAAUACGGAUAUAUGUUGGCCAUUUCGUUUGACCUCCAUAACAUGCUGUGCUUCAUGAGUGAAGAGGACGACAAGGACCCGCUGAAUCUUCUCGGACUCAACAAGCUGUUCGAUGAAUUUGUGGAUCAGUAUGCCAAACUUGGCUUAGAAGAUCCAUGA